AACAUAGCAUGGCGGAAAAGUGAAGUCCCCUUUGCAUGGGAGCUUACAGUCGAAUGGACCUCACCGCAAGUUGUUAGUAUCAUUUGUGCCUCGUAAAAACUCACUGCUGUCCGUUUAAAUGUUUUGCCUUUUUCAGCGUAUGUCUGUAACUUAAUUAAGAGAAUGCGAAACUUAACGAGUUUCUGUCAGCUACUUUAUACAUUAUUCUGAGGGAGCCCGUCUUUACUGUGUCAUUAUAAUGAGUAGUUAAAAACUGUUUCUUUGUGUGUAAUCUUCAGUGGACCCAUGCUUCAGAGAUUAAGGAUAUGAUGGCACUUUUUAUGAUGGCCAGACCACUGGCACUGAGGCUGCAUUUCCUGAGCCAUUUGGAUGACCAGAUCCUUCCAUCACUGAAAGCAUGUGUUGUUAAGCGUCUGUCUUCUCCCGGUCUCCGAACCUCUACUGUCUGCGUUCCCACAUGUUCCAGCCUCAGUCCAAGGGGCGUAUGCACCACAAAACGAGACCCAAUGUUCCUUGUUGCUGGAUCUGUUCGCCCUUACCAGGAGCUCCUCCCCAGUGGAAGUGGUCUGUCUUUGUUGCACCACCUGACUUCUGAUGAGGACCACACAUUUAUGAAACGACUCACCUCCUGUACUUCAUCUCAGCAAGUUCUUCGUCUCUUGCGAUCUUACCCUCUCCUCUCAGGUGCAGCAGCAGCAUCUAUACUUCACCGACUGGCAGACUUGGAGCAUGAUUCCGCAUGUGGUCUUUGGAAACCAGAGACACUGCUAUCAGAUGUGGGCCUUAAUAAACUUUGCCAAACACUGGAGCAUGAUUCAGCCAGAUUACAGGAUGAGGUAUUGGUUAGAGCUCUCCUGGGCUGUACACGUCUCUACCUUGACCCUCAGAGCCGCCUAGUGCUAAGGCUGGUGUUCGAAAGUCAAAAGAGACUGAAUUUGGAACGGCUCAGUGUUGAAGCGCUAUGUGGGUUAUCAAGGGCUUUAUUUGCAUUGGAAGGCCCUAACAGUGGCAUGAUAAAACAGGCUAUGAGUCAGCUCCAAAAUAAAGAUACAGCUCAAUGGAAUACGGCAGAGCUAGUUGCUGUUUACUCUAUGCUAGCAACUGGUUUGGGUGAAGAUGGAUGCUAUCUGGAGCUUCUAAAUGAAAUUAAUGCUCAAGCACUUCAAUUAGUGCAACAAAUGGGCCCAGGGGCGAUUAGCGAAAUUCUAGGUGCUUUAUUCAAAUUGAGACAUAAGGAAGCAUUACCACUUGUAAUUGCACUUUGCAAGCAAGCUGUCCAUCAUGUGCAAAAUUUUGCAGAUCCAGAACUGAUUGUGGUGUUGUCAGCACUUAUGCACUAUGGACACAGUGACCACUUUCUUGUGGAAGCUCUUGAGCGCCAUGUGCCCAAGGUUGCCUUUACUGCUCAUGCAGAAACCGUAACCAAGGUGAUGCAGUUUUUCCGGCGAUGGCGCAUUCUUUCUCCACCUGUUUUUAACACGGUGGCUGAGAGUUUUGUGUAUCGUGCAGAGGAGUACUCAACAUGGCAGGUGUCACAACAGAUAGCUGCACUGGGAGUUUUGGGAUACCUGCCACCUGAUGCUGGGAGAUUGUUCCAAAAGGUGGAGUCUGUUUUGCAUGCCCGGUUUUCCCAAUUUCAGCCCAGAGCCCUGCUAGACCUACUGUAUGCCUGUACCCUUCUACAGAGAUACCCACUUAACUUUGUCUCAAAAGUCUUCAGCCCUUACUUCAUGCAACAGCUACAGGGGGAGGAGGGCAGUGGGAUAGAUCACAGAGUGCUUGCACAGCUGACCCAACUUUACAUGACUGUAAAGCUCGAGUGUCCAUUUUAUGAUGGACCACGACUUUCGCCGAAGUUUCAAGUAAAGUCAUUUUUGGCUUCUGGACAGUCUUUGGAGACUCCGGUGGAACCUCAUUUCUAUAAUGCUGUGAAGUCUGCCCUAGUGGAUCUGCUGGGAGCUAAAUCUUACUUUGCUUCCAGAGUACUUACACCAUGUUGUUAUACGCUAGACAUUGAGAUAAAACUAGAUGAAGAAGGGUACGUCUUGCCUGCUUCGCAUACAAAUGAAGUCCAUAAAAGAAUUGCUCUCUGUAUUGACGGGUCAAAGCGCUUUGCAGCAAAUGCAGAGAAACUACUAGGCCAGGAAGCCAUCAAGCAGCGUCACCUGAGGAUUCUGGGAUAUGAAGUUGUUCAGAUUUCAUACUAUGAAUUUGAGAAACUCAAGGAUAAAAAAGAGGUUGUGGAAUAUCUGCACAAGAAGAUCUUUCCUCACAGCUACAGACUCGGCUGGUGAUAUCUGGAUUA
Sinocyclocheilus grahami is the source of this 2305-nucleotide messenger RNA. RefSeq names its product FAST kinase domains 3 (gene fastkd3). The transcript is spliced from 7 exons. Lineage: Eukaryota; Metazoa; Chordata; Actinopteri; Cypriniformes; Cyprinidae. Gene Ontology annotation, cellular component: ribonucleoprotein granule; mitochondrial matrix. Gene Ontology annotation, biological process: regulation of mitochondrial mRNA stability; mitochondrial RNA processing. Gene Ontology annotation, molecular function: RNA binding. The record is from RefSeq and is a predicted model, not a curated record. The coding region runs from base 306 to 2294 and encodes 662 amino acids.